Messenger RNA from Hippocampus zosterae (dwarf seahorse), 1780 nucleotides. It is a transcript of the gene fam117aa, whose product is annotated as family with sequence similarity 117 member Aa. The record is from RefSeq and is a predicted model, not a curated record. The transcript has 8 exons. Lineage: Eukaryota; Metazoa; Chordata; Actinopteri; Syngnathiformes; Syngnathidae. Bases 138 to 1334 code for a protein of 398 amino acids.
GAAAAAGAAAAACAUCUGACAGCAGGCCACGAUGGGACUUUGGGAGCAUCGGUGCGUGUGAACGAAAGAGCUGAGCGUGCGCGUGCCGGUGUGUUUUGUACGUGCGCUUGAAUUCUUUCGAACCGGACCUGUGAGGGAUGUCGGGCCGAAGUGGAGCAGCUCCUCGCGGGUGCAGCAACCCCAACUUGCCGCCGCUGCCACUCCGGGCCACGGUGCCUUACCAGCUGCUCCUCAAGACGGCAGAGCGGACCUUUGCCCGCCCGCCCAAGCCCACCAUGCGGCGGACCCUCUCUUUGGAUGCAAUCCUUGCGCCGUACCUGCAGGGGCAAUGGCCCAAAGAACCCACAGAGGGCCUGGCGGGGAGCUGUGUCAGCGAUAAGGCCACACAGACGCCAUCUUGUUGGGCGGAGGAGAAGCAGGCCAGGAGAAGUUUCGGUGGUCACAAGCGCUCAGCAUCGUGGGGCAGCGCCGAGCACCUGAAGGAGGUGGCCAAGCUGAGGCAGCAGCUACAGAAGCGAUCCCGCCAUGCCGCUCCCUCCGCUCCAGGGUACGAACCGUCGCACCACCCGCUGACCGCGGGCGCCACCCAGACAUCGCCUCUGGUGCCGCUGAGCAGACUGACCUCGCGCCUGCGGCGCAGCGUCGAGGGCCUCAACUUGGAGCUGGAGGAGGUGUUUGUGUCAGAAAAACGGGACGAAGAGAAUGAGCUUUUGGACAUCCCGGACGGUCACAGGGCUCCCGCUCCGGUCCAGAGGUGCAGCAGUGGUUCCCAGAGCGAGUCGUCGCCAGGGCCCUUGGAUCUUUCCCUGCUGUCUCCUUCUCAAUCACCGUGUCCCUUGGACCCUGCCUUGCUGUCUCCGUCCACCUCGCCCUGUCCUUUGAACCCUUCGCUCUUCUCCACUGCCCAGUCACAAGAGUCGACCACUCGAGAGGUCUUUUGUCCGUCUCCUUCCACGCUUUUGCCUUCAUAUGCAGUGGAUCCUCCCGCGUUGCCACUCUGCUCGUUGCCUCCCUCCUCGCCACCGCUGCGGCUGCCAUGUCCCGACCAAAGCUUUUCCUUUCAGCGACAGCCACCAGAAGGCUGUGAACCGCUUCAAGUGUGCCAGGACACAAUGUCCGCAAGUCCGGAGGAGGCUUUCCACCUCCAGCCGUCCUGCCCCGACCUCAACAAGGUGAACUUCACACCACACGGAGGCUCUGCUUUCUGCCGCGUCAGCGUCCUCAAGCCCCUCCUGCCCUCCAUGGACCUACUCUUCCGCGGCCUGUCCGUCUCGCCCGUCACUAGCUGCCCGGCGGGCCAGGCGUCUCCCACCAGGCAGCUAGGCAUGCAGUGAGGGUGACGACCACCUCGCUGGACUAAAUUCCUCUGGGUUUACUCCGGGCUUUACUGCCUCGUCACAGUAGCCUUGAUCACACGGACUUGUGGAUGAAUACCAACUUGCUUUGUGACUUUUUACUGUAAUAUGAUCAAGCUCAUUGUUCUUGACUAGCUACUUUUCUACCACUUCCUUACCAAGAACAUUUAAAGUAUAUUUUUGUAGCUUUUGUGGUGAUGUUAUUUGUAUCAGGCAGGAGAAAUCAACUCAUUUCUAGGUUUAUAGUGCGUUCAACAUUAUAAACAGGAAACUUUCAUUUCCUACAGAGGGUUUCUUUCUAAUCAAAACAUUGCAAAUGCAAGAUUGUUAAAUUGAAUUGAUAUUUAUGUAUAAUUUGUUUCCCAUUUAACCCACGACAGCCAUGCUUCAAUAUUGUGACAAGAAAACGUUCCAUUUUAUUCUCA